AAUCAACGCUGCGUACCAUGUGAUCGGAAAAAUCGAAAUGGUGGACGUAUUGGGACGCAGGAUCCCGAGAGGAGACGAAGGACGAUAAACUGGGCAAGCGCUCAUGAUUCGUGUCAUCGGUAUUAUCAAUCUAAGAACACGAUUAAGCACGAGUAUUAGUGUAAUUUCCAGUAGAAUCGACGACGACUGAACUAACGCAAAAGUAUCGGUGACAGUAGAUCUUGUUUACUGAAGUGUCAAUCCGCCCGUAUUGUACGUGUAUUCUCCAAGUGCGAACAGAAAACAGAAGAACAGUGUAUAUCGAGUACGCGAGAACCACAGCUGUACAUAUCGUUCUCUCGAUAAUACGUUUUUGUAACGGUGUAUGAAGAAAGAGAAUAUAUUUUGAAUGUAUGAGCAAGAUGGAAGAAAACUGAAAGUUGUGAACAGACGGCAGUGCAUUUACAGUAAAAUUUCAAGUUUUUGGAAGCAUGACCAAGAAUGCGCGCGCGAGAGUUUUGAUAAUUUAUAAGAAUGUGUCACACUGAGCAUCUUGUUAUCAGUAACGGAGGUAACAAAAAUAGUUUAUUUGAGUAGGCUUGUAUGUUUUCAUUACAUUCUUUGACGAUGAUAUGUAACAACUAGUAAGUGUCAUGCCUGAACAAGAAAUUCUUGAUGACUUUAAGCCCGGUUUACUCUGUUGACGUUCACACUCACAGAUCGUUGCUGAUUGGUGGUAUGGUCCAUGACCCGCCAAUCGGCAUCGGAAGACGGUUUUCUUGCGAAUGUCAGCCGUCAGGUCCGAGGCAAUCGGUAUCUCGGGAACGUAUGUCGUUUUUCGCAAUCCUUUGUGUAUCCAACGAAUGAUCGAUGUGUUACGAUUACUGUUCACUUGAGAUUAUUUAAAAUUACAUUAUACAUUGUUUCUUUUUAAUGUUGAGAUGAAUCCUGUAUUGUUUAAUUGAAAAAUUACCGGCAAUGACGAAGAAAAUUUAGAGAGAUAUUUUUAAAUUCGAUUAAUAUAAAUUCACAAAAAAAAAAAGUAAAAAAAAGUAAAUAAAAUUUUAAAACAAUAAAGAGAUGUAUUGAUUUCAUUUUUUUAUUUUAAGAUAAGAUACUUCCAUAACGCACAAAAGUUUUAUAAUACAAAUGCAAAUAUAUCUGUAAUCUUCUGCAAUAAGUGUAUUAAAAUACUCAAAUGGUACGAGGAUGUUUACAAAACAUUGAAAACCUUGGAUUAUUGUCUCAGUGGAGAUACUGAGUUACUGCCUGCCAACAAUAGCACACCUACACUCUUUUCAACUAUAUAGUGAAUCUUAUGAUAAAAUAUAAUGGCUGUCAGAAAGGUUUUGUUGGACAUUCAGUGUUAAAUAAAUGAUAUCUGAGUUAAACACAUUAUCCUAUAAAUUCAAAAUACUCUUUAACUACUAAAGAACAAAACGAAAAUCUAUAAAAUUGACUGAAUGUAUAAAUUUAAAACAGAAAGAAAAUAAUAAAAUUUAAUGACUCUAUUUUAUUAUACAAAAAGAAAAAAGAAUAUAUUAAUCUAUAGUCAGAAUAUUCUAUGGUCCUAUCAAAUAAAAUGAUAUAUUUAAAUGAAAGCUUCAAGAAAAGUUUAGAACUACUUUAAUUAUUUUCUUAUAUCAUAUAUUGAGAUGAAAAAGAAAUAAUAUUCUCAAAUUUUUAUUUUUUUGAACUAAUUCAUGAUUAAAAUUUGACAUGAUAUAUAUGUACAUAAAUAAGGUUUUUUAGUUUAUAAAUAUUGAAUAAUUUUGAGUGCAUUUGACAAAUUGAAAUUAAUGUAAACUAUAUCUGUAAAUAAAUCAUAAAAUCAGUGAGUGUUGUUAUAGUGAUUAUUUUUAAACAAAAUGUAUAAAAGUUAUUUUAAACGUUUGCAUCAGUGGUUGUACAUAAUUGAAAAACAGGAAGAAGAAGAAACAAUACAUUUGAAAUUUUGUCUGGAUGAUAGAGGACAAAUUUGUUAACCCUAUAUAAAGCAAGGGUUAAAAAAUGGACAGUAGUUCUGGAGUAGUGCAAGUAUUUGUGGGUGAGUGGAGCCCAGAAUAUGAAGCACUUUCAAUUAAAGCUACAAAACAAACUUCAUCAGCUGAAAUAGUGGAGUGUAUUAUAGAAAGACUUGGAUUAAUUGAUGCAUCUGUUUCUAAUGCUUAUGAAUUAGCAGAAGUAGUAGGAAACUCUGUUGGGCAAGAAUGUAAAGAAAGAAGACUUGGGCCAUCUGAGUGUCCAGUAGCACUUAUGUUAUUAUGGCCCAAAAAUGCAGCACAACAAGAAUAUUAUAGGUUUUACUUGAGAAAAAAACAACCAGAUUAUUUAUGGUCAGAUAGUAGGUUUCCCAUGGAUCCACAGCUUCUUAAGGAUUAUUUUAAUAGAUUCCUAUAUCAACCACGAGAUAAAGAGUAUCCAGAUCUAUGUCAACUUCCAGAUCUUAAUGAACAAACUCUAUUAGACAACCUUCGGGCUAGGUUUUUAGCUGGAAACAUAUAUACAUAUGUGGGCAGUAUAUUAAUUGCAUUGAAUCCAUUUAAAUUUUAUCCUAUUUACAAUCCAAAAUAUGUAAAACUCUAUCAAAAUAGAAGAUUGGGGCCAGAUAUACCUCCGCAUAUAUUUGCCAUAGCUGAUGCAGCUUAUCAUUGUAUGCUUAAAGAAAAAAGAAAUCAAUGUAUUGUUAUUAGUGGUGAAAGUGGAUCUGGUAAAACAGAAUCAACAAAUUUUUUAUUACAUCAUUUGACAGCAUUAAGUCAAAAAGGUUCUCAUGGUAGUGGUGUUGAACAAACAAUACUCAGUGCUGGUCCAGUACUGGAAGCAUUUGGAAAUGCAAAAACUGCACAUAACAAUAAUAGUAGUCGUUUUGGCAAAUUUAUCCAAGUGAAUUAUAAAGAAAAUGGAAUGGUGCAUGGGGCGGUUGUACAAAAGUAUCUUUUGGAAAAAUCAAGAAUAGUUUCUCAAGGCAGAAAUGAAAGAAAUUAUCAUGUAUUUUAUUAUCUUUUGGCUGGAGCAAGUGAACAAGAAAAGCAACUUCUGCAUUUAGAAAGUUGUGAUCGUUAUAACUAUUUAAAUAAGAGUGGUUGUUAUGGAUUAGAAAAUGUUGAUGAACGACAUGAAUUCUCAAGACUGAAACAAUCUAUGGAAAUGGUGGGAUUUACUCCAGAAAAGCAGAGACGAUUGUUUGCAGUUCUAUCAGCUGUUCUUUUACUUGGUAAUGUGGAAUUUCAGCCUAAAAAAUCUUAUCAUCAUCACGACGAAGCUGUAGGAGUUAAAAAUCCUGAAGUGGUUGCAUUGAUAUCUGAAUUACUUAGAGUAAAACAAGAAACUCUUUUGGCUGCACUUACUGCCAAACGUGCAAGAGCUUCAGGAGAAACAUUAGUCAUUAACUAUAGACUUCCAGAAGCAAUUGCAGCAAGAGAUGCUAUGGCUAAAUGUCUGUAUGGAGCUUUAUUUGAUUGGAUUGUACUUCAGGUGAAUCAUGCUUUGCUUUCUAAGAAAGAUACCCUUAGAGAUCAUCAAGGUAAUAGCAUAGGUGUACUAGAUAUUUUUGGUUUUGAGGAUUUUAAAAUGUGCAAUAGCUUUGAACAAUUAUGUAUAAAUUAUGCAAACGAACAAUUACAACACUAUUUCAAUCAGCAUGUUUUUCAAUAUGAACAACGAGAGUACAGAAAACAGGGGAUUAGAUGGACAGAUAUAGGAUACAGUGAUAAUUCAGGUUGUUUAAAUUUAAUAGAAGGAAAACCAAAUGGUCUUCUUUGUCUCUUAGACGAUCAGUGCAACUUUCCGGGUGCAACGAAUGAGACACUGCUACAAAAAUUUAAUUCAGUGCAUAAAGACAAUCUAUUUUAUGAAGCGCCACAACGACGCGAAGCAGCUUUUGUUGUACGGCAUUAUGCAGGAGCUGUUAAGUAUCAAGCUGCUAAUAUGAGAGAAAAAAAUCUGGAUUUAAUGCGACCUGAUGGUGUUGUUGGGGUAUUGAAAAAUUCUUCUCUUGCUUUUGUUCGAGAAUUAGUGGGUGCAGAUCCGGUUGCUGUAUUUAGGUGGGCGAUACUUCGAGCAUUUUUUCGUGCUCAUUUUGCUUUUCAAGAAGCAGGUCGAGCUCAUAGACAUGGUCGAGCUGAUGGUACAAAAACGUCUAUACAAAAUAGGUAUAGGACACCGAACGAGAAUUUGAUAAGUUCGCACAAACAUAAUCGUCCACCAAGUUAUCAGAAGCAGCGCAGUGUCUGUAUACCAUCAACUAUACCCACUACCACAUUAUCUUCUAUACAACUCGAAAACAACGAUAAUGUAAACAACAACCGAUUGUCGUGGCCACAAUUUCGAAACAUUAAUCAAACGCAACACUCAUCAAAUGUAACCACGAUGAAGGGUUAUUUAAUAAGAGGCAGGGAAGACCACCCUCAUAGUAAUAAUAAACUCAGGCGAGAUACUCAUAGUCCGCUAGAGAGGGUGCUUCCAAAAGACGAAGCAAAUGUCAUGGAACGCGCUAAUCAAAUAGUCAUGAAAAAUAAAUCAUUUCGACCAAGAGAACGUGGUAAGAAGGGUUUAAAAAAUCUACAAACUGUAAAAACACUUGCUGGAAGAACGCAGAGUUAUGGUACAGGACCUGGAAAAGCAAGAAAACAACCUAUGACAGUAUCAGCACAAUUUCAACAAAGUCUGCAUAGUCUUAUGGAUACUUUAAAUCAAGCAAAUCCUUUCUUCAUUAGAUGUAUUAAAAGCAAUGCUAAUAAAGUACCAAAUGAAUUUGACGAGGAAACGGUGCAACGACAAUUAAGAUAUACAGGAAUGUUAGAAACAGUCAGAAUAAGACAAGCUGGAUUUAAUGUUAGAUUAACUUAUGAAGAAUUUAUUCAAUUAUAUAGAAUGUUAUUACCUAAGGGUUUGUUAAGUUCUCAGUCUGAUGUUAGAGAUUUUUUAUUGACAUUAAAUUUAAAUAGAGAUAAUUAUCAACUUGGAACAACUAAAGUAUUUCUUCGGGAAUCAGAAAAAAUUAAAUUAGAUAUCGAAUUACACCAACAAAUUAUUACAAGUAUUACAACUAUACAAAAAUGGUUUCGUGCUUGUUUGGAAAGAAGAAAAUUCCUUAGAUUGAAAAAUGCAGUUGUGCAAAUACAAUCAUUUUGGAGAAUGAUUAUGGCUCAAAGAUAUGCGCAUUCUCUACGAGCUAGAAUUGAGGCUUCCAUUCAUAUUCAAUCUACUUGGAGGGCAUAUAAACAACAUAGCUGGUAUAAGAAACUGAAAUCGUGUGUAAUUACUUUUCAAGCCCAUGUUCGAGGUAACAGAGCAAGAAAAGCUUUUGCAGAAUUAAAGAAACGAAAAAAAUUGCCUAUUGAUGAAAUUAGAGAAUGUAAAGAUAUUCAAAAUCAAGGAGAACUCGUACAUGACAACAACAAGGUGUAUUCUAAGCUCAGGAAUAGUGAAGAGUCACUCAUAGAUCAUGGAAUGUUAGAAUUUAAUACGGUUCGUAAGACGGAAUCUCAAAAUCGUUUUACAUCAGCGAGGAUGGAAAACGUGUUACGAGAUAAUCCAAUUGACACAAGUAUGUCAUAUUCGAAGCGUAAAGUUAUACCAAAUACACCAAAUACAAGAAUAUUACACGAACCUAAUACAAUCUUAAGAAAUACGGAUUCUUUUCCUUCGGAUGAAUUUAAUGAGCGUAAAAGCAGUUUAGAAAGUUUGACUAGUUUAAGGAGUUAUGAAUCUCAAAUGAGCGUUAAUAGUUCUGAGUCUCAAGACAAUUCUUACAGUAAACCGAUACCAAGCACUAGAACGAAACGUAGUGAUCAAUCUUCAAUAAUUGCAACAAACACAAAUUUAGUAAAUGCUUUAAGCCGAUUGCCGUCUGUUAAUAAACGAGCAGACAGUUCGUCGACAGGAUAUAGCGAUGGAGAGACUGAUACAGAAAUUCCAAGUACUGUGCAAAGUGCCCCACCUAUCUUUAACACCACUCCAUCAUUUUCAAGUCCACGAGAAGUUUCAUAUCAUCAAUCUAACGUAAGCUUAACACAUAGUCCAAAUUCUGAUGUCUGGCGUCGAAGACCAGAGUUUUCGUCCAUUAAUUAUAGCGAAUAUUUAAUGUCUGGUCCACAAAAAUCAACGUUAACGCGUUCUCCAAAUGUAUCCCAAUAUAAAAGUUUAGCAGAUAACUUAUUCGAACAAACGCAAGAAAAGCCAAACGAAGCAGCAAAUUAUAAUGUGAAAUUAGACAGUGAUCGUUUUGUUCAUAUAGAAUCUUCGUCAACUCGAGAACAGCGUCGAUUAAGUGAUAAUAGCGUAUCGAGCGAGCGAAUAGAAAAUAUUCCAGCUUCACCCAUUAGACGCGAUCACGCUUAUGUUCAUAGUAAAGAAAUUAAAGAUUUUAGUUACUUAAGAAGACAAAAUUCGGAAGGAGAUACAUCUAUGAAAUUAGAUGCCGAUGAAAAUGUUUUAAAAAGUCCUUUGUUGAAAGGAACUUCCUCUAAGGAGAAAAAUUUGAGAUCAAAGGAAAAAUGCGAACCUGAUGUGCCUGUCAGAAGCGCUAGACGGAAUCGACCUACUCGAGAAGUUCAAUGUCGAUCCAUGGGUGAGAGCGUAUCGGAAACGAAUAGCGGAGAAGCAAAAUUUCUGGGUACGAUUAAGGAAAGUGAUCUACAUAAAUCGACAAAUGUGCGAACUCGAAAAGAUAGUCCGCAUGAAACAUCUUCGAGAUCAGUGGCAGAUUGGCCUAUGAACAAAAAUGAAGGAACAUCGAAAACUCAACAACCAGGUAAACGUUUAAGAUCCAAUGCUAUAACAACGUUAGAGUUAAGAAGAAGAAAUUCGGAUCCAGCAACUAAAAUAUCAGGACUUAGCGAAGAAAAACCUGGAACUGAUACGAGUCCCAAUGACUUAAAACUUGCACCUGGAAUGGAUCUUUUAGAAUGGAAGGGCAAUCUUUUUACAUUAGCCGGCCAUUGUUUUAGGAAAGUAGCAAGAUUUGCCAAAGACGAUGUAUGCGUUUGUUGUCAUGAAAAAAUGGAUGCGUUUGUUACACAAGGGUACAAAUGUAUCGACUGUAAACAGUUGUAUCACGUGAAAUGUAUUCAGAAUGGCGGAGUACUUAAAAUGCCCUGUAUAUUAGCGAAUACUCCAAACAGACGAAAAAAUAGGAAACCACCAAGAACACCUUACGACGCUUCGAAACAAGUAGUGGCAUCGAAAUUCAGUUUAACCGGUACAUCGGUGUUCUCCGAUAGUACCGAUAAAAUUAUAUCCGAUGCAAAGGAAUUAGCUCUUAUGCAGGAUUUCAUUACCAAAAAAAUAUACAUAAUGGAAGGCCAAGAAGAAGGCAGAAAACCCAGCGAGGUUGAUCGCGUAUUCAAACAGGCUUUACGUAAAUUUAAGGACGAUCUUGUGAUUACUUAUAGCGUUGCUAUUCAGCAGGGUGUCGAGGGUAAUAUCAAAUACACUGAUCUAAUAGCGAACUUUUUACACGUAAUGGAAACAGUCUGCAAACAAGAAAAUACCAGUGAAGAUUUUCCCGUGACGAUGGGAGUUAACGCGUUUAGAGGAUUUAUGAAUGAAUUUAUGACGCUAGUCAAAACAGAAGCACCGGAGAAACAGAGUAAAAGCAAGCGUAAGAAGGAAAAGAAACGGAAACACGAGGAACCAACACGACAUGGUAAUCAUAUGUUCCAAUUAACUAUUAUAAAUAUACCUACAGCCUGUGAAGUGUGUACGUCAUUCUUUAUGUGGCCUAUUGAACGAGGACUCGUCUGUCAGAAUUGUAAGUUAACGUGCCACAAAAAAUGUUAUAUGAAAGCAUCGGCGGAAUGUGGAAAAGAAGCUUUACACGAAAUGAAUUCGCACAAGGUAUUUGGUGUACCGUUAUAUAAAUUAGAUUGUGGUGACGGUAAGGUACCGAUAGUGGUAGAUCGGUUAAUCACGACUAUAGAAAUGCAUGGUCUUUAUACGGAAGGUAUAUAUCGAAAAAGCGGUGUCAGUUCUAAAGUGAAAGAAUUGAAAUUAAAAAUGGACGAAGGUGAUCUCGAAGGAGUGGAUUUCGAAAAUUAUCAAGUACACGUGCUUGCGGCAGUAUUGAAAAGUUUCUUUCGUGAUAUGCCUGAACCUCUGCUCACUUUUGAGUAUUACGAUGAUUUUCUGCACGCUGCGAAUUUAACGGACCCACGGGAUCGAAUUAGCACCCUAUUCGCCAUUUUGAAAAAGCUACCAAAGCCGAAUUUCGACCUAAUGGAACGAUUGAUCGUUCAUUUAGCCAGAGUAGCACUUCACGAGGUCGACAAUCGAAUGUCUCCAUCGGCUCUAGCAAUAGUCUUCGCACCAUGUAUUCUGAGAACGAACAGAACGCUGCCUGCGCAAGAUUCGUUGCAAGAUGUUGGCAGGCAAACAUGUUGCGUUGAAACGAUCGUACAAGAAAAAUUGAGGGUCGUACGAGCAACUUUAGCCGACAUAAAUACACUCGAAUCCGCUUGUCACACAGCUACUCAUCGUUUAUCCAGUUUACGAUCUUCCAAAAUCUUCAGUCCAGAAGAGCUAAACACGGCAACUCCAAUCGUAACCGCUAGAGGCGCUACUGCAGAUCGAGACAGGGAUCGAGGGGACGAAGAAGAGGCGCUUCUCGUCGACCAUAUACAGGAAAUCCAAAAGGAAAAGGCCCUACUAACUUCAACUCUUCCCAGCCUAACGAGAGCUUCUUCGGAUGAUGACCUACUUUUAUCUGCUACGGAUUUGGAUGAUGGAUCUCUUGAUGAUCUUCUUCCAUCUUCCGCCGGUAAAUUUUUAUGCUUAAGCGUUCAAGAUGGACUCGUAAGAAAGAAACCUAUCCAGAGGCAAAGUUCUACGGACAAUGCAUUUCCGACGAUCAUCAGUGUCGAUGAAGAUAUGGUAAUGGUAUGACCAUCCACGGUAAACGUUACCACAAAGAAUGAUAAUCGUUAAAUGUAGCAACAUGACACGCGCUGUGAAGCGUUGACUGAUGGCAGCGAAUCGACGAGUCUUACUUCUGGUCUCAUCGGCAAGCCGCUAGUAAUUUAAAUAAGUAGAAACACGAUAUUAGGUAGGUCUAGUAAUUUGUUCCACGCGAAAUUAAACUGAUAAUUCGAUCAAACGUAUAUAUAUAUAUAUAUAUAUAUAUAUAUGAACACACACGCAUAUAUAUAUUAUUUUUCACUCUGUCGCAAAGCUUUCAGAGAUUUCUAAAAAAACGAUUACAACAAAAUACGCGAAAAUACAACUUCACAAGAAGUGUAUUUAAUAUUCAUUUUGUAAGCUAUUUUUCUUCUGGAACGCAUUCCUCUUAUCGAAGACUGUCAAUCAGAUUAGAUGUUUAGAAAACUUCAUUAAAAAGAAAAAGUUAUAUUUUUCAGAUAUUCUAUGAUGGAAUAUCUCCUCUUGUUUCGAUAUAUCUCAUAUUUCAUUUUUUUCUAUGAUUGACACGGAGGAUCAUAGUUAUCUUAUAAUACAAAAUGGGAAAGAAAACUGAAUAAUGUUUAUCAGUUAUUGUUACGAAUGUUUAGUCGCAUUUAAAUUCUCGUUCGAUCCAGGUUUUAUCGGUUCGUUUGAAAACGAUCCAUUCUUGUUCUCUAUUCUUUUUACAGAUUUUAUGGACUGUUGCGUUGUUGUGUGAAUCAAUAGUAACUUCUUUUUUUCCUAACAGAAGCGCAGAAGUUUAUGCUGGUUUUUUUUUGACAAUCGCCAAGUUUAGAAGCGAAAAUUCUCAUUCGUUUCUUUUUAUUAGCACAAUGAUGAAAGAAACGGCGAUGAAAAAUGAAAAGAGCAAUGUACUUCGAUCGAAGACUUGAGAAAAAGGAGAAUUAGUAAGGCACUUCGUCAGAUUUCGUUUUUACCAAGCAUAUUUCGUUCACUUUUUUUUUUCUUUUUUUUUUCUUUUUUUUAUACAUAGAAUACUCGCGCGCAAUAGUGUUAUCGAAUCACGCGGAAAGAAGUAAAAAACCAAAUUAUAACUUGUACAUAUUAUUAGGUUAUCCGAGAAGUUCUUGCCGAUUUUUAUACCGUUGCUCGGAUCGAUAUUUUGACCGUAUGGAUGAUUUGAAUCCUGUUAAAAGCGUAAUCAUCGAAUCCUUUUAUAAUUUCUUUUUAUUUUUGGCAAAAACAAGUCAAUGUAAAUCUGUUUUAAUUAUUUAUCAAAAUAUUCAUUGAUACUACUUUGCAUUGUAUAUGAAUGUCAUUAAAUUUUUUUUACUUAUUAAAUAAUGUUAUUUUUAGGUCGCAGUCCUGAUUUUUUUCGUCACAACAAUAAUUCUGUUUUUUUGAUAAUACGUGAAUAUGAUCGAUAAAAUUGGCUAUACAUGUUGCAAUGAAUCUGUCAAGCUCGCCUUUUAUCGAAACUUGUGUAGCUGAUUUACGAAAGGUAAAAACUUCUCGAGUCACCCGAUAUAUGCGAUAAUGAAUAUCUCGUAAUAAUUUGUUAUUAUUGUUAACUUUACGAGAGUCGUUACCAAGAUUAUAUUUCUACUGUCGAUAUUCGCCGUGUAGAAUUUACACAUGCCUAUAUUCUGUCGAUAAAGUAAGUACGUAGAACACAAACACACACACACGGCCUUCCAAUUAUUUUCUUUCAUAUCAGUUUUUACUUAGGCUAUUUUUUUUUCAUACAGAGAGACUUUAUAUAUAUAUACAUAUAUACAUAAACGAGUUCGAGCGAACAUGUAUUAAUAUAUAGGUAUAUACACAUAUACAUACACAUGGGGUACACUUGUGUAUACACGAGUACUUAUGUAUAUAUGAAGAUUUUUUUUGUAUACACCGACGGUUGUCUCAACACACGGUUUUUUUUUCUUUUUUUUUUUUUUACUUGAGAUUUAUUACGAUUUCGUUUUAAUUUCCUUGUCGUACAUCGUACUUUUUUUUUUUAUUUUUUUUAGUUUCCGCUUUCUUUAUGCUCAUCUCCCCAUUUUUUUAAUACACCGCUAUAGUAUAUAGUUGGUCUGUUUUUCUUUCGUACGUCCUCGCGCCAGACUCGAAUACUAAAACAAUUGAAAGAGUCAGGAAGUUGUUCGAGUGAAGCGGUAGAACAAAAAAUAUUUCGAGGUCGCGUUUCGCGAAAAGUGGAAAAAAAAAAAGAAAAGAAAGAAAGAAAGAAAGAAAGAAAGAAAAAAGUCACUUCUAUUCGAACAUUUCUGAUUUAUUCAAGCUUUUUAUUCAAGCAUUUAAUCAAAAACCCUAUUGUAUCAUUUUAAUUUUAAUUCAACGACGAAGCGUCACGAUUUUCCUCAAAAAUUUAAUAUUUCAUUUUUUUUUUAUUUCUAUUAAUAUCGUUUAAAAUCAUCCUCCUUUCGCGAGAUAUUUAAUUUAAAAUAUUUUAUAAUACUUUGUAUUCGAUCACUUUUAAUUCGAUAUUUUUUUCUUUCCUCGUUUAAUCGCUCGACUUCACCAACGUUUCGUUAGCGCGCUUUAAAUCUAAUCAAACGAUCGGCCACGAAUAGAGAGAGGAUCUCUCUGUAAAAGGAAGGGAAUAUUUAUACACGUAUAUGGUACACGUACAUGUUCCAAGCUGUGUAGAAAUAUCUUUUAGCAGCGUGUAAAUCGAGCGAUUCGAACAGGUCGAAUCGAAUCGUUCCUUGUUAAAUUAUCGGGCCACGCGUGACUUUUACCCAAGUAACUAUUAGGAUUAAGUUGGAAAAUUUGGAAAAAGGGCACGCGACUUCUUUCAAAAUAACCGCCAUUUCUUCUUUUUAUCUGUUUCUCCUUUUCUUCCUCAAUCGACUCGCGAAAUUUACGUGAUUACGUACGUUUUAAAAAUGAUCGAUCAAGAAUCUCAAUUGUUUUAAAUGUAUCUAGGUAUGCUCUUCUUCUAACGCUCAUCUUGGAUGAUUUUUCGAAACUGUUAGGGUGAGCGUAAAAUUCUUCGUUUUACGGUUGAUCGAUUUUUACACUUAUUAGAAUAAGAUCGUUGUGACAUGUGUUUUGUUCUUUAUUACGCGAAUCGUGGAUCGUAGCGUAGUGUUUUUUUUUUAAAUGUUGAAAUGUUAUACCAUUUUCUCGAGUUCGAGGCUUCUACGAUGUUGGUCAUGACCAUUCGAAACGACGAUUGGUCGAUUCAGUCGAAUGAUUUUUUUCUCGAAACAACAAGAUUCUUGGUUCAUCGUGUUCUUGAAUCAUCGACAUUGACUAUCGUGAAAAGAAGCAUUACACGAAUGCACGUGCAUGUCCAUUAUCGAUCGAAGAAAAACACGCGUGUUAUUAAUCCGAUAAAGGUUCUUUUAUCUUGAUCAGUAUUAAUCAUCCUUUCACGUUACAGUUCCACGUUAUACACUGGAAUUUGUUCUUUUAGCGUUCUAUAGCCUUCUUCUCAAAUAUCGAUUCGAGUUUCCUAGCAACCUGCUACUUUGUACCAGGACAAUUUUCCUCAAUUAUUUCUUAAAUGAUAAUACUUGGCCAAGCUUUUAAGAAGCUUAUCAGCUCAAUAUCUGUUAAUUAGUUUCAAUAAAUAUUAAUCAAAUCAACUAAUUAUGGAUUAUAUUUCUCGAUUUUUAUUUCUCUUCGUUCUUUUUUUUUUUUUAUCGAUAGAUAAUGGACGGUGUGUACAGAUGGACGAUAAGAGAAGAACACAUUGGUUAGCGUUAAACAUUCUUUAUGCUGAAAACGUUACUGUUAAUUUCAGUAUCUAGAAAGUGUUCUGUAAAGAUUUCUUCGGGCAAAGUAAGUGUUUGUUGUUUAAGAGAGGCAAAAAGGGUUGAUUAAAAAAUAGGUUUGAUUUUCGUUUCGCCUAGUCUGUUAUCGCUUUUUAUCGAGAUCAAUUGUUGAAUCAGUCUUCUGACUUUUUCGUCCUCCUUUAGAGACGCGCACGUUUCUGUUUUUUUUUUUUUAUCCUUCGAGAAAUUUAUUAUUAGGGGGGGGCCGGCCACGGUUCUACAGCUUGUAAAUCACGUUAGAGUUUUUCCACCGUGGCGCAGCUGGGGUUUAGUCUUUUUAACCACGUUAAGUGAAUAAGAACUUAAUCGUUAAAGUUAAUCUGUAGACGAUCGUUUUAACGCAAACGCAUUACGCUUCUAUUGUGCAAAAAAAAAAAAAAAGAAAAAAAAAAGGUGCUUCGCGCGAGUAUCGAGCGCACAAAAAUAUCAUCCACUUCGAUCGUGAAGGGGGAAAGCGAACAAGGAUUGGAAAGAACGACGACAAUAUGGAUCGUGGCAUUCUGAUUAUUUUCUCGACGACUCCUCGUCUCGUAAAGCGAAAAUUUCACGUUAUAUUCGUGAUCUCGCGCAGAAUAAUCGAUGAAAUUUGGUUUUCCGCAGUUCUCGAGCGUCGUCGAAAUUAUUAACCGUGUUUGCCCACGAUUCAUAAUCGAGUCAUUGAUAUUACGGAGCGAUCGAUCUUCAAAUCGGUCGCGUCAAUGAACGAAUAAGAUUCGUUUCAUUGGAGAUUCUUCUACUCUGCCGUAUCGCGAGCCGCACGAUCUGUGUUUGUACAUAGGCGCGAGAAAAAGAAAACGGAACUCUUCAUGACAAUAUCGCCCCGAAAAAUUCCUAAUUAGCUCGAUCGCGCGCGGCCGUAUGCCGACCACGAUCUUCUCGUCACACUCCAUUCUAUAUUUUUGUCUUCCGUGGACUUCCGCGGUUCACGACGACGGUUUCAAACUUGGAUGGCCUCGCCCAUCGAUUAACAAAUGAACCUUACCAGAACCUAAGCUCGCGUCGAUUUUGCUCGUCGAAAAAAAUCUCUGCGGAAUGAAACGGGAAAAGAAAAAAAAAAAAAAAAGAUCGCCCGAUGAAACUGCUACUGCGACGAGAGAAAUUAUCGUCCUUGUUUUUUCGGCCGAAUUCUAUCGUAGAAUUCUUCUAAAUACGCUUAUUACAGUUACAGAGCCGACAACGUUUCGCGUUGUCACGGAGGAAGCCUACCCUUUGCCCCUCAUCCGUACCGAUCUUCUGUCGGCGAUCGUUGGCACGAACGAUCGUCGGCAACGAAAGGACGUACUUUCGCUCGUAGUAGGUGCAGUACAGACGCGGCCUUUUUUUCGUUUUUACGAGCAUCGUGCGUGAGUAUUCAUCGGCAUGCAAUCUCGAGUGUGUGCGAUUCGAUACCGUGCCACGAACGAGGAAAAUCGUCGAGGAAAGUCGACGGGGUUGCUCGAAACUCCGAAAACUCGAGGUGUCUGGUAUCGAUCUGGGGUGGAGGAGGGGGGAUGGGGGCAAAGGAACAGAUUCAUGCGAUGUUCAACGAUUAUAACAACACCGAAACGUCGGGACAUUAAAAAGGCUCUUCCCAUUUGUGUCUUGGCGUAAAAAUCUAAAAGAUCACGAUCGCGCGAUCGGUGUAUCCACAUUCGUCGUGCUUAUUCCAAACUUCUGAAGAGAAGUGAUUAAUUGGAUCGUUCGAUCUUGCGCUCCAUCGUAAAGUGAAUGUUGAUCGAUAAAGCGCGCUUUCUUAUAACUUCUUCCUUCCUCAAGAAUGGACAUUUGCCCAAUGCGCGACGAGUUUGGACAUCCCGUUCAUUGUAUUUAUACAUAUAUAAUAUACAUACCUGUUAUUUUUCUUCGAACAAAAAAAAAAAGAAAAAGCGUGAGCGUGUACGUGUGAUAAACGUAGAAACGGAGAUAGAGAGAGCAGGCAUGAUGGUGUGUCGCACGAAGGACGAUAUAAAUAUACAUAUAUAAAUAUAUGAUUAUAUAUAUAAAUACGUAGAAGUAUGUGUGCAGAAAUCGUGUAGGAGUGCGUAAACAGUCUUGUUGGGCGGCUAAUUCUUUUGUCGCUCGAUUUAAACAGCGCGAGUGCGCACGCGCGACCGGCGCGUCGUUGCGUGCAUGCGCCGGCGCGAGAUGGCGCGCUUUUCGAAUAUACAUACAUACAUACAUACAUAUAUAUAUAUAUAUAUAAAUAUCAUAUAUAUAUAUAUACAUAUAUAUAUAUAUAUAAAUAUCAUAUAUAUAUAUAUACAUAUAUAUAUAUAUAUAUACAUAUGUGUAUAUCUGUAUAAAACUAAUAAUAGACACGCAAGGGUCGAAAAGAGCGGAGAAUUUCACAGCAGUAAACAUAGCUUCCACUUCUUUUCUUCGUUCCAUGUAGCCAUGAGUUUUAAAUAUAGCCUGUUAAUCUCCGUUCUUUUCCACUUACGAGCUUCCGCGGAACAGAACGAUAUUCUCAAACAAUUCCACAAAAAAAAAACCUGCCACGCUCGCCCUCAUCCACACUCUUCUCAGUUCUUCCUCCACCCCACGUUCUUUCGUUUCUCUUCCUGAUCUUUCUCCGAUCAACCGCGGCUACCAUCUCGAUAUUAGUAGUAUACCGUACCGCUGCGCUCAAAUCUUCUUUGGCGUGUUCAUCUUUCGGCUGCCUGUUUGUCGUUGUCUGGUUGUGUGAUGCGAUGCGAUGCGAUGCGUUGCGUGCGUGCGUGGCGUCGAAACGUAAAAAAACGUCGGAUGUGGGUUCGACGAGUUUUCGUGCUAUUCCCAACCGUGGGACGAUAAUUAUAUCCGGAGGAAGAAAAUUCGCGAAUGAAAAGCUACUCGAUUCUUGUCAAAGCGGACAAAAUGCGUGUUGCGACGGGUUGUACUCACGAAAUGUGAAUACGUGGCGUCUCGUACAGGUCUCGAACCAUCACGUUCCUUUUCACGACUCGAACUUUCCCUCACGAUGUGAACUCUCUAACAGAGUAACCGCGGAACGAGUUUCAGUUGCCGAGAUCGAGAAAAACUUGCGCUCGUAACGAUCGUUCCAACCACGUGGAACUUGGAGAUCGACCGAUAGUACGACAGUCUCGAUGGAUUCAAUGGAUAAUCCUCGGCCGUAUUAAGAGCAGAUUUCACUGGUCACGCGUGCGGAUAAUUGCGCGGCGAAUCCAAAGAGAGCGCGAGCCUGUUCCCUUUGAUCUCACAGGUUUCCGAUUUUCCAUUCGUUUCGUUCAUUCGAUUUUUCACAGAUUCAUCGAAGAGACUUCUCUCUCUCUCUCUCUCUCUCUCUUUAUCUUUCUCUCGAAGAGAGACGAUUCUAUGUCUCGAUUUACGCUCGAUCGCACGUUUUCACACCCUAAUCAGCGGGGAUUAGCUAGAGUAUCGAAGUGAAACGAGUAGUCUUAGCCAUAGGGAUAUUGGCAACGAACGAAAAAAACGAUGAUGCACGGUGAUACACGCGUAAUGCGCGACAUCUUGUUUUUUUUCUUUUUUUUUUUUACUAUUACCCCUUUUUUCUUUUCUCUCCACGGCCAUCGAAGUUGGCAAUAAAACGCGAAUAAGAGUCGAGCCUCUGAUGGUCUUGUACGUUCUCGAAAUACGAGUCUCUUCGUUUUCCGCCACAGUUACGUCUCGACAACGAUGGUCCUCGUUUCGAGGGACAACGAACGUGCUCCCUUUUCCCCCUUUUAUCCCGUAUCUUCCUGCCUUUUUGUUUCGCUUCUCCCACGCAGAAUACACUGGGAACGGUUCUGUUACGUGUCUGCCGAAUAGAUGGCACUUGUUCUUUUCUCCGUCGGGAUUUACCAGAAAAUGGGAUUUUCCACUCGAUUUUUUUUUUGUCCCUUCUUUAAAAACUUUCCUUUUCGAAGCUAGACGUAUUCGAAGAUUAACGAGCCGAAUUAAACAUCUUUAAAGGUUUUAUUUUUCAGUGAAUUUUGCCUGUGAGAAAUCGAGAUGGAAAAGAAAGAAGAAAAAAUAAAAAUCGAAAACGAAAAGAGAGAGAUUACAACCCCUACUAAGAUUUAACGCGCAUUACGUGUAAUUUUAAAAUUAAAUUUGCCGAACGAUUAUAUAUAUAUUAUCGAUACUUCGUCGUCAUCGUGAUUUCGAAGAAUUUUCUUGUACGCGAUUUCCUUUUCCGCAACAACGAUACGAGUCGAGGUUGGAUCGAAAAUCGAGGAAGAUAGUCGGCGUGUGGGAGAUCGCGAGAAGGAUUGCGAGUGACGCGCGCGUUCCCCAAGUUACGACCGUUUGCUAUACUUGCAUACGUGUCUGUCGUGAAUUUAGGAGGGAAGGUUUAAGCGAGUUCAUCCGGCGAAUCUGUAAUAACGUUUACUCGAGCUCUAGAGAGAGGGUGUUUCGCGUUUAUGUGUGCAUGUGUGCGCGUGUACGUGUCGCCUGUCUGCGUGUGGUUAUAUCAUAUGAUGCGUCCGCGAGAGACUGUGUGCGAGGUUACUCUCCGUGAUCGACUGUAAUUUUAUAUAAUAUUUGUAAGGCAAAAGAAAUAUUAUGUACAGCAUACCUGACAGUAAAUAAUAAGUAUCUACCUUAUACCUAA
Molecule: messenger RNA, 17157 nt
Organism: Apis cerana (Asiatic honeybee)
Lineage: Eukaryota; Metazoa; Arthropoda; Insecta; Hymenoptera; Apidae
Product: unconventional myosin-IXa
Biological process (GO): intracellular signal transduction
Cellular component (GO): myosin complex; actin filament
Molecular function (GO): microfilament motor activity; actin filament binding; ATP binding
Source: RefSeq, a predicted model, not a curated record